CUUUCGGCGUUUCACUCUGAAUUUUGCUACGAGUUUACGGUAACGUUAUUAUUUAAAAAUUAAAAUGUCUUUUACUAGUGAAAGCCAGCAAAACUCACCAUUUCAUUUGAUUCGAGUUAAUGUUAGAGAAAUUCUAAUCGAUGUGAUUCGUAAUCUAGAAGGCACAAAUGGUAAUAUUAACAUUGACUAUGUUCGCUACAAAGUCGAUUGGCUUUGUGCAAUACUGACGAGAUUCGGCAAUAAUUUGGAAAACAUAGAACAUUUACUUUUACCACGUAUCAGGGAAGCACAAACUAUUCUUGCAACCAUUGACGACGAUUUGUACACAGGCAACAACCAUGUACCAACUUUAUUGCAAACAAAUUCCAGAGGAAGGCCUAGUUUUCACAUUCCUUGUGAACAAAUGGAACUAUUUCUCGAUUAUGGAUUCAAGGCAAGUGAAAUGGCAAAGAUUUUGGGUGUUAGUGAAAAAACAGUUUACCGGAGACUGGAGGAAUAUGGGCUAUCCAUGAGGAACAGCUAUUCCAGUAUUACUGAGAACGAGUUGGAUGACAUAAUUAAAGGGAUAUUGGUGGAAUUCCCUAACACUGGAUAUAAAACAAUGCGUGGACAUUUGCUUUCGCGGGGAUUGAAGUUGCAGGAGAGUAGAGUAAGGGAAGCAAUGAGACGUUCAGAUCCUGAAGGUGUUCUUGUUCGAGCAUUACAGCUAAGGGUAACUCACAGAAGGGUUUACAAUGUUAGAGGACCUCUUUCUCUCUGGCACAUGGAUGGUCAUCAUAAACUUAAAAGGUGGAAAUUUGUCAUCCAUGGUUGCAUUGAUGGGUUUUCUCGAAAGAUAAUGUAUUUGUCCUGUAGUGGUAAUAAUCAAGCAGCCACAGUGUUAGGUUUGUUUUCAAAAGCUGUUGAACUUCAUGGACUACCUUCAAGAGUGAGGGGAGACUAUGGUGGAGAGAAUGUCCAGGUGGCUUGGUAUAUGUUUAACCAUCCACAGCGAGGACCAGGCAGGGGAAGUUACAUCACAGGAUCAAGUGUUCACAACCAAAGAAUAGAGAGGCUGUGGCGUGACUUAUUUGUUGGUUGUCUGUACAUCUAUUACUCUAUUUUUUAUUACUUGGAAGAAGCAGGAUAUUUGGAACUAAACAAUGCAAUUCACAUGUUUUGCUUGCACUUUGUUUUUCAACCAAGAAUAAACAGACAACUCCAGCAUUUUUGUAAUGGAUGGGAUAAUCAUCCAUUGAGAACUGAACAAAAUAAAACGCCAAACAGACUUUGGAUCAAUGGACUAUUUGAUAUGUCAUCAAAUAUUACUGGAGAGCUUUCUGAUUACCAAUCUCAGGUACUUACUACUUCAAAAUGCUUUUUAUUCGUGUGUUCUCUUCGAUUAUUUUCAUUAGGGCUAGGGUUAAACAACUGCUCUGGAUUAUGGAAAGAAUUAAAUGAAAAACAUGGAAUGUGGAAUGGAAUGAGUAUGGUAUUGACCCUGAUGCACCUUGCCCUGUACCUGAGUCAGAAAAUAUUGAAACACAAGAUGUGAUGUCUCCAUUACAAGAUGAAGAUUUCGAAGCAAUGAAACAACAGAUUGACCCACUAAAUGAUACUGAUGUGUAUGGCAUUGAAACAUACAUACAGGCAUGCAUUUUUGCAUCUUCUAGGUCAGGUUGCCAUGAGCCUGAAUAGUUUUUAUUAGCAGGUGAUUUUAAGGAAAGUACAAACAUAUUAAGGACAAUCACUUGCAAAACCUGGCGUUCUAAUUAGGAAAUGUACACAUCUCUUCUGGAAAAUGUUUUUGCCUUUAAAACAGAACCCAACUGCAACAAAUGUUAUGAUACUAAAUCCAACUUGUGUCUUAUAUGAUGCCAAAUCCCAUUGCUUGCAUGUCCAAGGCAAUGUUCAUCUGUCUGGAAAACUCUUCAAAAUUGGCAACUUUUUUUGGUAGUUCUAAAUCCAUAGGACAUGUAUUGGAAUUUGGCAAAACACUUUCAAUAGUUGUGAGAGUUAUCUUGUCAGGUUCAUGAAAACCCAUUGGUGGUAUACUACUUGCACCAGUAGAAAAUGCCAACAACUUUUGCAAACCCU
Molecule: messenger RNA, 2076 nt
Organism: Dendronephthya gigantea
Lineage: Eukaryota; Metazoa; Cnidaria; Anthozoa; Malacalcyonacea; Nephtheidae
Exons: 3
Coding region: 65-1534 (489 amino acids)
Biological process (GO): DNA integration
Molecular function (GO): nucleic acid binding
Source: RefSeq, a predicted model, not a curated record